CCUGUUUCUGAAGCCACAUUCUGAGGCUUAACUACGUUCUGAAGACGCCAGAUAGCAGGUCUGAGAAACAUAGGCUACGAAGAGUCAUGUUGAAAGGAGGGACCUCAAAGGGGGGGCUGCCAAAGCCAGGGCUCCAGGAUAGGGCCCGCCUGACCACUGCUGUUGCUUCAAUGGGUAUGAAGGCCUCCAGAUCCUCCAGCAUGCUGGCUACAGACUUGCGCCUCAGCAGGUUAAAGAGGGCAAGCAGCGACGAUGCCUUGGCCAAGCCAGGUGUGGGAUCAACAUCCAUUGCCUCCCGCAUGAAGAAGACCGUCACCACAGGGGCCAUCUGUGAACUGGCAGAUGCCCGGCCUCGCAGCUUGACAAGUGUUCAAUCUGCCAAGAAGUCUGGGAUUCCAGCCCCCAAGGAGAUUCCUCCCACAAUUUCAAGAGAGAGAGUUUCAUUGCGAGAUCAGCUGCGGCCGGCCAGCAACAAGAAAAUGAUACCCAGCACUAGCACAUCCAGCCUCUCAACACUUGCCAAGAAUCCCCGUAUCUCUAUUAAAACAAAAUCAGACAAUGAGGUGAAUGACACAGCUGUGUUGGAGUGUCAGGUCAAGGAACUUUUGGCUGAAGCAAAGGCCAAGGAGUUUGAGAUUAGCAAGCUGCGGACAGAGUUGCAGCGGUGUCGGGGGCGCUGCACACUAGGAGGCAACUCCCCUGAUGAUGCAGAGCUAGACAUGCAGUUGCUUGAAGUACAGGCCUUGGUCAAGGCACUACAAGAGAAGAAUGGCAAGUUCCAGCGUGAGCUGGCAGCACUGCGGGAUGAGAACCAGAACUUGAAGGAGAAACUUCUUUCUCUUGAACAGUCUCCCCUCUUUAGCAGCAAUUGCACCACCUUCAGCAGCUCACCAACCUCCUUGAGCAGCUCUGAGAAGUACCAGUAUACCACAUCCAAAAUUAAUAGAAGUCCAGUGAAGGUCUCACCAUCAUCCAGCAGUGACAUCACAAAGAGCUCCCCAUCACCAGACUCUUCCGAGUUUGAGAAGAUCCCCUCUAGGUCAGACUCGGUGUGUAGCGGACUGGGUAAGGGCCCUUGUGACUCCAGUUUGAAUGGCAAGGACCUGUCCGUGGAGUGCCUGACUGAGAAAAUCCAAAAGAUGGAGGAGAGCCAUCACAGCACAGCCGAGGAGCUGCAAGCCACAUUGCAGGAACUCUCUGACCAACAGCAGGUGGUGCAGGAGCUGACGGCUGAGAAUGAGCGGCUGGCAGAGGAAAAGGGCCUCUUGCAGACCUCACUGCAGCAACAGAGGGAACGUGUGGAAUUGCUGACUCAGAAGAAUGAAGGCCUACUGACGCGACUGCAGGAGCAAACUGAGAGCGAGGAGGCCCUGGCUAGGGCAGCCAGGGUUGUAGAGCUGGAGCAGAGGUACUCUGAGUUGGUAGACAACUCCCGCUUUGAGCGUGAGAAGCUGGUGGACAUUCAGCAGCAGCUGACGAGCAGCCUGAGGGAGCUGGAGAAGGAGCACCAGGAGGCACAGGGAUUCUUAACGAACCUAAAAGAGGAGAGGGAUUCCCUUCUGAGGUGCAUUGAAAAGGAGCAAGAGGCCAGCAUCAAAAUAGCUAGGACAGUGGAGGAGCAGAGGUCUAAUAUGGAGGCACUGAAGGUGGAUAACGGAAGACUGAAGGCACAGCUGGACAUGGAGAGGCAGAAGGUGGCUGAGCUGAAGGCGAUGCAGAGUGCAAGUGACAACACAGAGAUGCAGCGGUUGCUUAAGGUGGCACUGUCUGAGAAAGAACAGCUGGAACUGUCUUGCACUGAACUGCAACAGGAGCUUUUGCAGGCCAAGAGUGAGAAAGACCGUGCUGAAGGAAUGCUGUCAAAGGCUGAGGCAGAGUGUCAGCAGCUACAGGAGAAGUGCACCAAGCAAGAGCUAGAGCAAAGUGCUGCAGUUCUCUCUCUGGAGGAAAAAAAUCGAGAGAAUGAAGCACACAUCAAGGACCUGAAGGAGACCAUCUUUGAGCUUGAGGACCAGGUGGAGCAGCACAGGGCUAUACAACUACACACUAACCAGUCCAUCCUGGACCUAGAAAGUCAAGUGAAGAAGCUGGAAGAGCAGAAAUUCGAGGUGGAGAAGCAACUAAAGACUCUGAGCAAACAGAUGAAGGAAGAGACAGAGGAGUGGCGACGCUUCCAGGCCGACCUGCAGACAGCCGUGGUGGUAGCCAAUGACAUCAAGGUGGAAGCUCAACAGGAGCUGCGCACUCUACGCAGACGGCUACAGGAGGAGCAGGAGCGGAAUACAAGACUAGAGGGGGAGCUGGAGCAGCUACAGGGCACCAGGUCAAAGGGUGAGGAUGCUGAUUUUUCAGACACAGACGGCAGUCCUCGCUGGUGCGGGAUCUCUAUGAGUCAGGCAGCACCGACCGUCUCUGAGCCUGGAGCCACCGUCAAGUCCCUCAUCAAGUCCUUUGACUCAGCGGUGCAAAGUGGACUUGGGCAUGCACAUGCAAUGCACUCCUCAUCCAGAAGCCCUCUCAGUGGGAUACCUGUGCGCUCUGCCCCUGCAGCUGCUGUUUCCCCAAUCCAGAGACAUUCCUCUAUCAAGCCUCUCUCAAAAAUGCUAGAGAAAAGAAUCAACCUUGGAGACUUCUCUCAUCCUGACAAGCUGUUGAGCCCGGGCGAUGACCUAAAACCCAGCAGUCUCAUGAGGAAGAGCCCAUCCUUAGAAUCCGUCAUCAAGUCCCCAGGGAACCCAACAAGCCGUACAUCCUCCUUCAGCUACCCAAAGGCAAACAGCAAGCUAAGUGUGGAAAGAAAAGACCCCUUGGCUGCACUGGCCAGAGAGUAUGGAGGAUCUAAGAGGAACGCACUUCUGAAGUGGUGCCAGAGGAAAACAGAAGGCUAUCCGAACAUUGAUGUGACCAACUUCAGCAGCAGUUGGAGUGAUGGCCUGGCCUUCUGUGCUCUUCUGCAUACGUAUCUGCCUGCUCACAUCCCAUACCAGGAGCUGGUCAGCCAUGACAAGAGCAGAAAUUUGAGCCUCGCUUUCCAAGCAGCAGAGAGCGUCGGCAUCAAGUCCUCACUGGACAUUAACGAGAUGAUGCACACAGACAGACCUGAUUGGCAGAGCGUCAUGCAAUAUGUUUCCCAGAUCUACAAAUACUUUGAGACUUGAGGGGAGGAGGAGACAGCCAAUAUGACAGCACUUUCCAGUCCUCCCUCCCAAACCAACCAGCAUGCAAGGCAGCCAUCAUCUUGGAAGGCCUUCAUCUGCUUUCAGUUACAGUGUUUAUUACUUUUACACCCACACUUUACCGUGACCUUGCCAGACCUGAGGUGCAGUUUACUAACAGGCUUGAGUAAUGUUUGUUCUGUACAGAACUAUUUUUGCUUUUAUGCCACGUUUACAGUGUUUUAACACUAAUUCAUAGCUAUAAAAAACUGUCAAUAGGAAGCAUUUAUUUAUUCAGAAUUUAAUGUUAAAAAUUAAAAUGACUUAAGAAAACAGAUUAUACAGAGCAGUUUUUUGGUGGCAUUAGACUUUUGGCCUGAGAAAUUGAGAUACUUCUCAGACUACAAACAGGACUGUUGCUGAUAAACUUUUUUGUCCAACAACAAAGUUGUCCUCUUUUAAUGAAUUAUACGCAAUGACUGUGUGGCAAAUAAAUUAUUAUAAUUUAUGUUACUUAAGACUUUUUCCUGAAUAGUACAAUG
Molecule: messenger RNA, 3697 nt
Organism: Scleropages formosus (Asian bonytongue)
Lineage: Eukaryota; Metazoa; Chordata; Actinopteri; Osteoglossiformes; Osteoglossidae
Gene: specc1
Product: sperm antigen with calponin homology and coiled-coil domains 1
Exons: 15
Coding region: 87-3158 (1023 amino acids)
Molecular function (GO): protein binding
Source: RefSeq, a predicted model, not a curated record